Molecule: messenger RNA, 3606 nt
Organism: Dendrobium catenatum
Lineage: Eukaryota; Viridiplantae; Streptophyta; Magnoliopsida; Asparagales; Orchidaceae
Exons: 11
Coding region: 261-3332 (1023 amino acids)
Source: RefSeq, a predicted model, not a curated record
UAGAGGAGCCUGUGUUCAUGAAUGUAAUAAAAGUUCCUCGCCAUCGUCUCUCUCCCUCUCUCCCUCUCUCUCCGAUAUUGUUUUGCUUGACUGCUUCGUUCUCCACCUCAGCUCUGCCUCUUUCUACGUAUCGCAGACGGGAAGAUUAAUUCUCCUUUACCUUCAAGCCGCUCUACCCUUACAACCUUCGAUGCAAGGGUGAAACUCCCAUCAAUCACUCACCGACUCUGUAAUAUAGGAGCUAAGCGAGUGUUCCGUGGAUGAGUUCAGAGCAUGAGGACCCAUUGUCGCUUCCAUCCCCGAUGGAAAGCAGCGCGCCUAUAUCGGAUCAGAAGAAGCCGAGAAUUAGGUAUACGAGGGAUUUUUUUUUGUCUUUGAGUGAGUUGGAUGCUUGCAAGAAGUUACCCAGUGGAUUGGACAAAUCAAUCCUGAGUGAUCUUGAAGAAGCUACUAAUACAGCAUUUGAGCGGCAAAGAAGUGUUGGCAACUUAUCUUUGCACGGUUCAAGGCGGGGAGAGUAUGGUUCACUAUCGCUGAAUAGAUCAGAAAAUUCAAACAGCUAUACAAAAGGGAUAUCCUCGAGGUGGGACACUCGGUCAUCUGGAUCAAGUGACAGGGAAGGAGACUUGCUGUCCGACCGGGAAUCCUUUACCCAAGACUCUGGAAGAAGGUUUGGAAAUCAAAAUCGGCGCACUUGGCAAGAUCCAGAGCAUGAUGGUCUUUUGGGAAGCGGUGCGUUGGCUAGAACUCCAGGAUUUACUGGAGCUUCAGCCUCAAAGGCUCGGGGUAAUGGCCAUUAUCAGCUUAAUAAGAGUACCGAGCCUUAUCAACCCCCACGACCUUAUAAGGCUGCACCUUAUUCACGCAAAGAUGGCAGUGAUUUAUGUAAUGAUGAAACUUUUGGAUCAAGUGAAUGUUCGAAUGUGGACAGAGCUGAAGAAGAAAGAAAGAGGAGAGAGUCCUUUGAGUUAAUGAGGAAAGAGCAGCAGAAAACGCUACAAGAGAAACAUAGCAACGAUAUUCACAAAGGGAACCUUGACUUGGACAUAACGGUACUAUUAGACAAUUCUGAUGCUGAUAAAAGCACACAGAGUACAAGAAAACCUGAUGAAUGUGUAGAUGAUUCUCUUUCCCCUUGCAAUUCUACAAAAUCCUCUCCUUUUAUCCAUGUUCCUGCAACCCGGCCACUUGUUCCGCCUGGUUUUGCAAGCAUGCUAAUGGAGAAAAACAAUCAGAUAAACAAGCUGAAGAGCGUGGCCUUGCAGUCUGCUGAUGAAGCUGCACCCUCAUCAAUUGUGCCUGGUGUUGGUUUUGGUAACAUUUCUUUCAAUACUUCUGUUAUUGAGGAAGCCAGUGAAGUUUGGGAAGAGGACAUGCCAAUUGAUUCUUUUCACAAAAAGGAGGCAGGUUCUGAUAUAGUUGAAGCAGCUACCCAGGACCAUUCUAGUUCUAUUUUUGACAAGUUGUUCGGAAAAGCAUUUGUAAAAAAUUCCGGCGGUUUGGCAAGUGAUAUUCAGAAUCAUGUUAAUAAGGCAGGUGAGGAAACAUGGACCCAUGUGGCAUCUGAUUUUUCCAAAUUUGCUCACCUUUUUCAAGAAGAAAGUGAAGAGAGUAUGCCUACUGAAGAUAAAUCUUCCAGGGACUUACUUUCCUUAUUUGUCAAUAAUGAUAAUUUUGGUUCACAAGUUUAUAUUUCAUCAAAUGAUGAAGCCGCUGAAAAGAAUCAAUCUGGCCUGCCUUCUGAAAAUGCAACAGUUCACCUCAGUUCUCCUGCACCUUGCCCAAUAACUGGAACGCUUUUGGAGUCCUACCAAGGUGACGAGCAAAGACCUUGUGCUGUGCUCACAUGUGAGGAUCUUGAGCAGUCAAUAUUGGCCGAAGUUGAAGACAGAUGUUCUGUCAUGCAGUCUUUGCAGGACACUUUGAUUGCUGUUGAUGCUAAAUCUGAAGAGCAUAGAGAUGUGGUGAAUGAUCAUGCAUCACAUCAUCUUCUCUCUCUCUUACUGAGGGGAGAAAAUUCUAAGGAGUCAUUAGAGCCACCUAGGGUAGAUGUUAUUGGAAGCCAUGAUAUGCUUGCUUGUUCUGACGUAGAAUCUAGUACCCACUUUCAGCUUACUAAUAGUGCUGCUAGUAGUCUUUCUGAAACAGAACAAGGGUCAGAAAAACGCUUGACUCUUGAAGCUUUGUUUGGGGCAGCAUUUAUGAAUGAGCUGCAUUCAAUGGAAGCUCCUAUCUCAGCUCAGAAAACUUUAGUUGGUAGGGUUAAUGAUAGGAGUGCUAACCAGUCUCAUGGUUUACCAUUUUAUCCUCCGGAUAGCCUUACUACAACAUCCAAUGAGUUACAUUCAAAGAAAGCUGUGUUUGAAGGAGAAAUGUUGCAAUCGAACAGCUCCGCCGAACAUGCAAGAGCUCAAAAGAGUAGAGAAAAUUGGACUGAUUACAGGGAUUCUCCUUUACAUGGCUUUAAGCUAGGUGAUUUGACUUUUGAACAGUCUGCUGGAGAUAUUCAUUUGCCUGAAGAGGACAGUUUGAUUUCUCUCAAUGAUUCUUUAGAUGCUGUGGCCUCUGAUUCUUUGUGUUUUCAACAAGUCAAUAGAAAUGAUUCACUUGUACCUGAAAAGACGGUUGGAGAUCUCAGUAAUAAGUUACUUCAUACUAUUCUUAGAGUUGGAGAGCCCUCAAGGGAACCUGCUGUGGAUUAUCCUUCUUUUAUUCAGGUUUCUCGUGAAAUGGGUGACCCUGAUGGCGAUUAUCAUCAUCUGCAUGUCAGGCCACCAUUACAGUUUUCUCAUCAGAUGAAUCAUGGAAAGCCUUUGUCUGCCGCUCAUUUGGAUCAUCCCACACUUAGAAAUUCUCAGAUGAAUUUUAUUAGUCCGGAUGUCAUGUAUCAUGAUCCUCAUCAUCCUUUUGUGCAAAAUGUAUUUACUCACAAUAAUUACAAUAGCAAUAGUGGUCCCCAAUUGGAUCCAACCACUCGUCAUCAUAUGCUAUCGCCCAUACCAUUUCCAGGAAAUUUCCCACCACAUAAUUCAGUCCAAGGAUUGCCACGGGUAUCACACCCAAUAAAUCACCUUCCUGGUUUUUCACAUGAGAUGAACAACGUACAUGUCUUUCCACAGCAACACCAGCAACCUAACUAUGGAGACCGGGGAAUGGGAAUGCCUGGACAUGGUGGUGGUGGUGCUGCUGGGAGACGAUCCCAAGAGGCAUUGGAAAGGCUGAUGGAAAUGGAGAUGAGAGCUAACGCAAAACAGUUCCGUCCUUCCAUGGCCGAGCAUGUUCCUGGAAUGUAUGGCGCUGACUUGGACAUGAACUUACAGUACAUGCGAUGAAAUCUGAUGCCUGGAGCUUUCUUUCAUAUUCAAGAUGAUACUUCUUUUUUACUGCACUGAGACUAUUCUUAUAAGAUAAAGAAAAAAAUGUGAGUUGUAAACAGUUUUUAGGAAAAGGGUAUUAUGCAGGUAGAUAUAUUAGAAGUAGAGGCGGUGAAAAUGUUGAAAUGGAGUUGCUGUGAUUGUCACUUAAAAGACCUUUAUCAUUUGCAAGUUCUACGCAUGCAAUGCAUGAUAUCUUUCUCGGUUUUAUGAGAUUUUUAUCGUUAAGCAA